UUGUUGUGCGUCAAGUCCCUGUCCGCCUCCCCCCCACCCCCCACCAUCACUGCUCCACAGAGGAAGAAAGGGGAGAAGAGUUACCUGUAGAGAACGCUGUGAGUGUAGUUUAAUUUGUAUCGAAUCUUAUGAUAAUAAUAGUUUAGGUUCAGUCUGUGCCUGCCUGGCUCUUUAUAAGGAGUACCCCCUGCCCCGGCAUUAGUUUUCACAAAUAUGAGCGGCAGUGGGCGGCCCAGGACCAGCUCAUUUGCUGAGCCUCCAGGAGCUAUCGGAGCUGCUGCACCCAGUGCCGGAUCGGCAGUAGCCGGAGGAAGCUCGGCAGGAAAAACUGGGGCUUCACAGGCCAGUGGAAGCAGUUCGACGAGCUUCGGGAAUUUGAAACUAUCCAGAGACAGUGGCAAGGUGACGACAGUGGUAGCCACCCCUGGACAAGGUCCGGAUCGCCCACAGGAAGUGUCCUACACUGACAUCAAAGUCAUUGGCAAUGGCUCCUUCGGCGUCGUCUACCAGGCCCGCCUCAUCGACAGCCAGGAAAUGGUGGCCAUCAAGAAGGUUCUCCAAGACAAGCGUUUUAAGAACCGGGAACUACAGAUCAUGAGGAAGUUGGACCACUGCAACAUCGUCCGGCUACGGUACUUCUUCUACUCCAGCGGAGAGAAGAAAGAUGAAGUAUAUCUGAACCUGGUGCUGGACUUCGUCCCGGAGACGGUGUACAGAGUGGCCCGGCAUUUCAACAAAGCCAAGACCACCAUCCCAAUUAUCUACGUCAAGGUAUACAUGUACCAGCUGUUCCGCAGUCUGGCUUAUAUCCAUUCCCAGGGCGUGUGUCACAGAGACAUCAAGCCCCAGAACCUGCUGGUGGACCCGGAGACCGCCAUCCUCAAACUCUGUGACUUUGGCAGUGCCAAGCAGCUAGUCCGCGGCGAGCCCAACGUGUCCUAUAUCUGCUCACGGUAUUACCGCGCCCCCGAGCUCAUCUUCGGCGCCACCGACUACACAUCCAACAUCGACAUCUGGUCCGCCGGCUGCGUGCUAGCAGAGCUGCUGCUGGGACAGCCCAUCUUCCCCGGGGACAGCGGGGUGGACCAGCUCGUGGAGAUCAUCAAGGUGCUUGGGACUCCGACGAGAGAGCAGAUUCGAGAAAUGAACCCGAAUUAUACAGAGUUCAAAUUCCCACAGAUCAAAGCACAUCCCUGGACUAAGGUGUUUAAGCCCCGCACCCCGCCUGAAGCCAUCUCGCUAUGCUCCCGCCUGCUGGAGUACACGCCGGUCACCAGGCUGUCCCCGCUGGAGGCCUGCGCGCACGCCUUCUUCGACGAGCUGCGCCAGCCCAGCACCCGCCUGCCCAGCGGCCGAGACCUGCCCCUGCUCUUCAACUUCAGCCCCGUCGAGCUGUCUAUUCAGCCCCAGCUGAACUCAACACUCAUUCCACCUCAUGCUCGCGCACAGACGUCACCUGCCUCACAUGAGGGCAGUGUCUCAGACAGUCCUGCUCUACCCAGCUCAGCACCUGGAUCCAUCAACAACAGCACCUGAGCCUACCUAAUCACGCUGCCUGCCCCCCUUCUCUGGUCUUCCCUCCUUCGUCUUUCCUCUCCUCCUCCACUCUGACCCCUCUCCUCCUCUCCCCCUCCCCUCCGGGCUCCGUACCGCUCAAGAAUAUCCACUCACACAGCACACUCAACGUUUUUCUCUAAUCCCUAGAUGUCAACAGUCUCUGGUGAAAAUGGAUGAUUCAGUGGCGUUGGCCUUAAGGAGAGUCUAGGUGUUUUAAAGUCCUCAAGGUAACCAUUAUCCAGGUUAUUGUAGGUAGGGAUUUUAUGCCUUGUGCGAUACUUGUCUAGCCUGUUGGAAUGAGGAAGAGAAAAAAUGUGGGGCCAGGGGGUAGCAAUGCUAAUCUCUGUGCACAUAUUUGUAUAUCCAAAAGUAGGGAAUCUCUGUAUUUUAUUUGACCACAAUUGACUUUUAUCAACUUUUAUCAACUGUUAUUUAUUCAAAUUAGAUGAUUUUACGUGUAUGUGAAUGGGCCUUGAUUGGCCUGAGUAUGGGAGAUACGGGCCAUGUUUGAGAGGUGAGUGAUAUCGACAAUCAUCCUAGGUAGAAUUGAGGUUUCACUGUGGCGUUGUGGAGUUUGUUCAGGUGUUCCCUCUGCUGAAUGGUGAAUGAAAGAAGAUGGAAAAGGAUAGGUGUUUUAAAAUACAUGGUUUUAUCCUGAUUUAAUACCCAGUGGUAAACGGCUUUGCUGGUGGCCGCUGCAGUGUUUCGACGAGGGGAGACUCAAGGUCUUAAAACGGUGUCCCACCGGAAGAGCGAGCCUGAGUCUAUUGAACGAACCCUUUCUUUCUUCUAAACGUCUUAAUAAUUAUUUUUAGGGAAAUGCAAGGAUUAAUGAGGCACCGGUAUUGCCGGCAGUUUUGGUAAACCCAUCCAUCGUCCGGAGUGGAGGCAGUGAGACCCAGAGACCCUUGCUCUUCAACCCGCGCACAGACUUGUUGCAAUGGGGGAAAGUGACGUAUUACAAUUAUCUACUUGUGACAAGCAGUACUACAUUUGUCGCUCCUAUUAGGGUUCCACCUUGUCCCAAUUUUUUUUUGUUUAGCUUAUUUAAUUUCUUAUAACUACACACCCCACCCCAAAAGAAAAAUACUGCACCGCUACCUCGGGAGCAGUACUUAACCUUCACACCGCCACAGAUAUGCAUGUUUACCCAAGAUGAUCAAUAAGCUCCACUGGCAGAUAUUAGUCUGAUCAGAAACAUAUGCCGCCCCCUUCUCAGAAAAAUGCUACGCCACCAUUUCUAGGAGCCUUCCCCCUCUCAUUCCUCCUACGUCCUUCUUUCCCCCUCUUUCUGUCACUGCUAAACUGUAAAUAUCAAGUACCUUUUAUUUUGUUAUUAUUAUUAUAUUGUAUUUUUUGGUUUUGUUUCCUCUAAUAGACAAGUCUCAGUCUGUAAAUAAGAUUUCAUUUCUGUCCCUGGUUUAGGAGAGGAAACCGAACAAAAAUGUUUCUCUCAAUUUUAUUCUCUCUCCCUCCAUUUCUAUAUUUCGGCCCUCGCUCGCCCCCUCCUCAGCCCCUCCACUGAAAUGUUUUCAUAAUCGUUUAUAUUUAUUGUAUAGUAUUCGGCGGGGUGUUUUUUUGUUUUGUUAUUUUAAUGAUCAACCAGAGGUAGGUUGGGCUUUAGUUUAAUUGUAUUUGUUUUUAGUCCAACAUUGUCACAUGUAAAUGUUCCAACAUCCAAGAUACUGUACUUUAGAUCCAGACAUUGGAGUGUCCUUCCAGUUCAUGGUUGUGUGUGUGUAUGUAUAUAUUUAUAUGUACACACGGGUACACCUGCUAGCCUAUAGGCGCAGCUAUAGGUCUCUGUCUAACUUCAAUGUGAAGGGAAUGUUUAAUGCCAUGGGUCCAUAGGGUUAUGGUGGUGGUGUUGGGGAGCAAGACAGGGUCAUCACACUAGGGAUGAGCCCUGGCGCCAUUGCUGUGACUGGGGGAUCCGGGGGGGGGGGGGCAGAAACAAAUGAUUGUCUUGUGACUUGAACCAUCUCCUCGUCUGACUGACCCCCUCCUUCUCUGUUCUCAGUACGAGUAUGACUGCAAAUGUUAGGCUGUGUUACUUUGUUGUGCGAGUCUGACAAACAAUAGGUGACUGAUGGCGUGUGGAUGGUCGCGUGUGUGGAUGUUUAAGUAAACUGAGGGGACAUACUUCAUGCCCUUGAUGUCUUUUUUUUUUCUCCACAAAAGAGGAAUGAUUUAACCUUCAUUUAAUUCCCCAACCCGCCCCAUCUGUAAAAUGUUGAUUUUAAUUUGUUGUGAUCCUGCUUUAUUUUCAUUGCCCUUUGCGGAGGGUAAAAAGUCAUAGUUGGGAACAGAACGGUUGUACAAAGGAGAUGAUGGAAAGAGCAAUGGGGGGAGAGAGACUUUUUUUGUUUGUUGGUAUAAAUAAUUAAACUCAUUAAAGUGAUGAAACUGUC
This is a messenger RNA of Gadus morhua (Atlantic cod), 3968 nucleotides long. It is a transcript of the gene gsk3ab, whose product is annotated as glycogen synthase kinase 3 alpha b. Gene Ontology annotation, molecular function: protein serine/threonine kinase activity; ATP binding. Bases 214 to 1536 code for a protein of 440 amino acids. The transcript is spliced from 10 exons. Gene Ontology annotation, biological process: regulation of microtubule cytoskeleton organization; regulation of neuron projection development; cell differentiation. Gene Ontology annotation, cellular component: axon; cytosol; cytoplasm. The record is from RefSeq and is a predicted model, not a curated record. NCBI's taxonomy places the organism in Eukaryota, Metazoa, Chordata, Actinopteri, Gadiformes, Gadidae.